Molecule: messenger RNA, 1020 nt
Organism: Anisakis simplex (herring worm)
Lineage: Eukaryota; Metazoa; Nematoda; Chromadorea; Rhabditida; Anisakidae
Source: the annotation of a GenBank genome assembly
GAUGGGUCGUAUUUGGCGGAAUUGUUGUUGUCGAAAGGCUACCAAGUGCACGGCAUCAUUCGUCGCUCAUCUUCGUUCAACACAGCUCGUAUCGAACAUCUCUAUUCGAAUCCAAUAACUCAUCAACCAGCUGAAAAUUUCAAGUUACACUACGGUGACAUGACCGAUUCCUCAUGUCUUAUCAAAUUAUUUGCUCAAAUACAACCGACUGAAGUGUAUCAUUUGGCUGCACAAAGUCAUGUUAAGGUAUCCUUUGAUCUACCCGAGUAUACUGCUGAAGUAGAUGCAGUUGGGACGUUACGUUUGUUGGACGCGAUUCACGCUUGUGGAUUGACGAAUAAGAUUCGUUUCUAUCAAGCAUCAACAUCCGAAUUGUACGGUAAGGUACAAGAAAUACCACAGAAGGAAACAACUCCCUUCUAUCCUCGGUCACCGUAUGCAUGUGCCAAAUUGUACAGUUAUUGGAUUGUUAUCAACUAUCGUGAAGCGUACGGUAUGUUUGCCUGUAAUGGAAUCCUCUUCAAUCAUGAAAGUCCACGAAGAGGUGAAACGUUUGUGACUCGAAAGAUCACGAGAUCUGUUGCGAAGAUCGCGCUUGGUCAGCAACAGUUCAUCGAACUGGGCAAUUUAAGUUCGAAACGUGAUUGGGGACAUGCGAAAGAAUAUGUCGAGGCUAUGUGGCGUAUUCUACAGUACGACCAUGCUGACGAUUUUGUUAUCGCCACUGGUAAAACGUAUACAGUACGGGAAUUUGUACAGUUGGCCUUUAAAGAGAUUGGCAAGACUAUUGUCUGGGAAGGUGAAGGUGUCGAUGAAGUGGGUAAAGAAAGCGAUACUGGUAUCGUACGAGUUAAGGUCAAUCCAAAAUACUAUCGACCAACUGAGGUGGAACUUUUGAUUGGAGAUCCAACGAAAGCAAAACAGAAAUUGCAAUGGGAAGCAAAAAUUGGCCUCAACGAACUCGUUAAAGAAAUGGUAGCAAGUGAUCUUCAACUGAUGAAGGCCAAUCCAAUGGCUUAA